AAAGUUUUGCGUAAGCAUUCAAGAAAAAAAAUUAACAAAAUUCUUUGUAUUAAAAAAUUGGCUAAAAAUGGCUGAAGUAUCUGGAAUAUUGUGCGAGGAAAGUACUCAUUUGGAGAACACCUGCCGCUUGGAUUUUACCCGACGGGCAGCGCAUCAUCGCCUAACUAGUAUCGCUUGCACAAUUGGUGCCGGUUCUCGUAAUGCGAACACCUUGAAAAGAAUGAUAAUGAAUGGAAUGCGAAUUGCGCGUUUGAAUUUAUCUCAUGAUUCACUUGAGAUUCAUGCCGAGACUAUGAGGUUAAUACGUGAGGCAAGUGAGGCGGCUUCAAAAGAGCUAGGCUAUUUAGUACAAGCGGCUAUUGCCUUGGACACGAAAGGCCCUGAAAUACGAACUGGUCUUCUGGAGGGCAAUCCUAAUCUUGAAGUAGAAAUAAAAGUAAACGACAAUCUCCGUUUAUCUAUAAAUCGCGAUCUAAUGGAUAAGGGCAACAGAGAGUGCAUUUAUGUCGACUAUCCUAACAUUAUCAAUGUAGUCCAGCCCGGUAUGUUGGUCUUCAUUAACGAUGGCUCGCUAAAGUUGAUCGUUAAAGAAGUCGGUGUUGAUUGCAUAACAUGUCAAGUGGAACGUGGGGGUAUGCUAGGUUCGCAUAAGAAGGUUAAUUUACCAGGGGCCACCGUAGAUUUGCCAGCUGUCUCCGAAAAGGAUAUCAACGACUUGAAGUUCGGCGUUGAAAAUAAUAUUGACAUGAUAUUUGCAUCCGCUAUGAGAAACCAAGACGCAGUUAACGAACUACGUGACAUUUUAAAGGAAAAGGGUAGAGAAAUCAAAAUUAUUUCUAAAAUAGAUUGUUUGCAGGGACUAGAGUCGAUUGAUAAGAUUCUCAACGCUUCGGACGGCAUAUUAUUUUCUCGUAAUGACGUUGCUAUUGAAAUACCCUCGGCGAAAGUGUUUCUAGCUCAGAAAGCCGUCCUAGCCCGAUGCAACAGAGCUGGUAAGCCGGUGAUUGUCGCUUCUGAGUUGUUAGAGUCGAUGCGGUAUAAACUUCGACCAACACGAGCGGAGAUCUGCGAUUUAGGUAAUGCCGUUUUAGAUGGAGCUGAUUGUGUUAUGUUGUCAAGCGAGACCGCAGUUGGCCGCUACCCGGUACAAAGUGUACAGAUGUUGGCCAACAUAGUUCAAGAAGCCGAAAGUGCUUUAUGGUACAAAAAUAUUUUCCAGGACUUGUUAGAUCGCAAUCCUUCUUCAAUAGACGCGGCUCAUUCAGUGGCCAUUGCGGCUGUAGAUGCAUCACGUAAAACGUUGGCAUCCGCCAUUAUUGUAUUGACGACUUCAGGUCGAUCAGCCCACUUAAUGGCACGAUAUAAACCUAGAUGUCCCAUAUUGGCCGUUACUCGUUGUAAUCGAUCUUUUCGACAAUGCUUUCUUUACCGUGGCAUUGUACCCAUGUUGUACUCAGAACUCCCAAAUACGGACUGGUUGGCCGACAUCGAUGCUCGUAUACAAUAUGCUAUGAAUAUUGCUAAGCGCAUUAAUAUCAUUAAGACUGGCGAUACUGUAGUUAUUGUAAGCCCCUGGAAGGAUGGAAGUGGGUUUACUAACACGAUGCGUUUAGUAUAUGCUUUCUACGAACAAGAAGAUUUUGAUUGCAUAUUCAAAACAGAUCAGAAAGCAAGCAAAAAAAUUUAUCAAUAAAUGUAUACAUGUUAUAUGUU
Molecule: messenger RNA, 1713 nt
Organism: Glossina fuscipes
Lineage: Eukaryota; Metazoa; Arthropoda; Insecta; Diptera; Glossinidae
Product: pyruvate kinase-like
Exons: 2
Coding region: 68-1693 (541 amino acids)
Biological process (GO): glycolytic process
Cellular component (GO): cytoplasm
Molecular function (GO): pyruvate kinase activity; magnesium ion binding; potassium ion binding
Source: RefSeq, a predicted model, not a curated record